Messenger RNA from Talpa occidentalis (Iberian mole), 2798 nucleotides. RefSeq names its product desmin (gene DES). NCBI's taxonomy places the organism in Eukaryota, Metazoa, Chordata, Mammalia, Eulipotyphla, Talpidae. The record is from RefSeq and is a predicted model, not a curated record. Gene Ontology annotation, cellular component: Z disc; sarcolemma; cell-cell junction. Gene Ontology annotation, biological process: skeletal muscle organ development. Bases 88 to 1497 code for a protein of 469 amino acids. The transcript has 9 exons.
GUCCACCCUCCACACACCGCUCUCCAGCCGGCGCCGACCGACCGUCCAGCCUCGUCCGAGCCCGCCCAGCCUCGCCGCGCCGCCGCCAUGAGCCAGGCCUACUCGUCCAGCCAGCGCGUGUCCUCCUACCGCCGCACCUUCGGCGGCGGCCCCAGCUUCUCGCUUGGCUCCCCCCUGAGCUCCCCGGUGUUCCCGCGCGCGGGCUUCGGCUCCAAGGGCUCCUCCAGCUCCAUGACAUCCCGCGUGUACCAGGUGUCGCGCACGUCGGGCGGGGCGGGCGGCCUGGGCUCCCUGCGCUCCAGCCGGCUGGGGUCGGCCCGCGCGCCCUCCUACGGCGCAGGGGAGCUGCUGGACUUCUCGCUGGCCGACGCCGUGAACCAGGAGUUCCUGACCACACGCACCAACGAGAAGGCGGAGCUGCAGGAGCUCAACGACCGCUUCGCCAACUACAUCGAGAAGGUGCGCUUCCUGGAGCAGCAGAACGCGGUGCUGGCCGCUGAGGUGAACCGGCUCAAGGGCAGGGAGCCCACCCGAGUGGCCGAGAUCUACGAGGAGGAGCUGCGCGAGCUGCGGCGCCAGGUGGAGGUGCUCACCAACCAGCGCGCCCGCGUGGACCUCGAGCGCGACAACCUCAUCGACGACCUGCAGCGCCUCAAGGCCAAGCUGCAAGAGGAAAUUCAGUUAAGAGAAGAAGCAGAGAACAAUUUGGCUGCCUUCCGAGCGGACGUGGAUGCAGCCACUCUAGCACGCAUUGACCUGGAACGCAGAAUCGAAUCUCUCAAUGAGGAAAUCGCGUUCCUUAAGAAAGUUCACGAGGAGGAAAUCCGAGAAUUGCAGUCCCAGCUUCAGGAACAGCAGGUCCAGGUGGAGAUGGACAUGUCCAAGCCAGACCUCACCGCUGCCCUCAGGGACAUCCGGGCUCAGUACGAGACCAUCGCGGCUAAGAACAUCUCGGAAGCUGAGGAGUGGUACAAAUCCAAGGUGUCCGACCUGACCCAGGCAGCCAACAAGAACAACGACGCGCUGCGCCAGGCCAAGCAGGAGAUGAUGGAGUACCGGCAUCAGAUCCAGUCCUACACCUGCGAGAUCGACGCCCUCAAGGGCACUAAUGAUUCCCUGAUGAGGCAGAUGCGGGAGAUGGAGGACCGCUUUGCUAGUGAGGCCAGCGGCUACCAGGACAGUAUCACACGCCUGGAGGAGGAGAUCCGGCACCUCAAGGAUGAGAUGGCCCGUCACCUCCGCGAGUACCAGGACCUGCUCAACGUCAAGAUGGCCCUGGACGUGGAGAUUGCCACCUACAGGAAACUGCUGGAGGGCGAGGAGAGCCGGAUCAACAUGCCUAUCCAGACCUACUCUUCCCUCAACUUCCGAGAGACCAGCCCUGAGCAAAGGAGUUCUGAGGUCCAUACCAAGAAGACAGUGAUGAUCAAAACCAUCGAGACCCGGGACGGGGAGGUUGUCAGUGAGGCCACACAGCAGCAACACGAGGUGCUCUAAAGCCAGAGACUCCUCUGCCACCAGAGACCGUCCUUGCCCCUGUCCUCACUGCCUCCUGAAGCCAGCCUCCCUCCAUCCUAGGGCACCACACACAGCCACAGAGCUCCCCUCACAGCCUCUGACCCCUGCUCACCAGAAUGCCUUCGUGGUCCCCACUGGGGACACGGCACUUCCCUGCCCGGCACAGAGCACACCCCAGUCGUGUGAGUCCUGGAUAUUAGGAAAUGAGUGAGCCUGGCUCUUGGCUGCCCUCAAGGUGUGCUGGGCAGGGCCGGGAUGGAGCCAAGGCAGAGUGCUGACCCUGCCCUCUGCCCCGCCUCCGGGACCCCAGGCUCUGGCUUAGGAGAGGGCCUCAGAGUAGGGUUUCAUGAACCCACAGGGUCAGGAUCAAGCCCCUUGGACCUCCCCACUCCCCAGCCCGGGUCAGGGACUGAAAGGGCAAGGAACUGGGGGACUAGCCCCCUGUGGAGACCAGGGUGGGACUUGAAACUGACCCCAUGGUCCCUUACUUUCCCAGGGUGGGCUUAGAAAGCAGGGGCUGCAAGAGGGUAUCCCGAAGGUGCCAGAUGUGGGAGCAGGAAAUUUAGAAGGAGAGAGGGUGGAUGAGAUGCUGGAGAGGAGAGGAGAGAGGCAGAGGGCGGUCUCUGGCAGGUGGGAGGGGUGCCCACCUCCCCGUGCCUGCCCCUCCCCCACUGGAGGGGCUCUGGACAGAAACAAUAAAAAGAUAAGCACAAGUGAGAACACUGCCUGGUGUCCUCUGGGGGCCCCCAGGAUCACCCCUAGAUGAACUGUGUGCUGCCCUCCUGCCCAGCCACACUGUCCCUCAGGGCCCGUGACCCCUUUCUUCCCAGAGCCUCCCAGUCUUGCCAUAUGCAUAUGGUGUAUGGGGGAGGGGAUGGGCCAGGCACUAUGGUUGGGGACCUACAAACACCUCCUGUUACACCCCAGUUCGGGGACUGCACCCUGGGCCCUCUACCUCAUCUUCAGAUCAUCAGGGCCCAGGGGCACUUCCCACUGCUUCCUGGAAGGACACCGCAGGUGCCCACAGGCUGGCUCUGAAGUGGGGGUCCCCAGCCCCAUCCCCAAAGAAGCUCACUUAAACCUGCCGGAGUACCUGCUAUACACAAGGGUCAAUUCAGGGAAAAGAAGAGUGUGAAGCGAAAUGGAAAAUUCUGUCUUGUUCUUGGAUAAGAAGACUCAUUACUCUAAAGAUGUCAUUUCAUCCUACAUUAAUCUAUCAUCAGUGCACUGCCAUCUCAAUUAAAACACCAAAGGGACAUUUGGGGAGAAUUUGGGAAAAU